Coccomyxa subellipsoidea C-169 is the source of this 1599-nucleotide messenger RNA. RefSeq names its product R-SNARE protein, VAMP72-family. Lineage: Eukaryota; Viridiplantae; Chlorophyta; Trebouxiophyceae; Coccomyxaceae. Gene Ontology annotation, cellular component: membrane. The record is from RefSeq and is a predicted model, not a curated record. Gene Ontology annotation, biological process: vesicle-mediated transport. The coding region runs from base 203 to 868 and encodes 221 amino acids. The transcript has 5 exons.
GCGAAAAGCCUCUGACGAUCAAGUCUUCACAUAAACAUUCUAAGAAAGCGUAAAGUCAUUCUUGAAGCUGCAGAUCCGUUUUGUUUGAGCUGUAGUGCGAGAACAGACCACCUGCUUGAGGCUCCUAUUGCUUCAUCUGGGCAACAUAUACUAGGGGUUUGGGGACAAACCCGGCCUCUCGAGCGUGAGGGAGUUCUUCGUCAUGCCGCUCAUAUAUGCAUUCGUGGCAAGGGAGACGGCAGUGCUAGCAGACCACACAGGGCCACAGUUCACAGGCAACUUCAAGUCUGUAGCUGUCCAGUGCUUGGACAGGGUGCCCAGUGGAAACAACAAAUUUACAUUUACAGCCAACCAGCACUCGUUCAAUUUCCUCAUAGAUGGAGGCUACACUUUCCUCGUCGUGGCUGAUGAAGGAUUUGGACGUCAAGUGCCCUUUGCGUUCUUGGAGAACGUGAAGAACGAGUUCAACCAGAAAUAUGCCGAAAAGUCACGGACGGCACAGGCAGGCAGCCUGGACAGGGCGUUCGGGCCGCGGCUGAAAUACCACAUGGAUUACUGCAUGGAGCAUCCAGAGGAGCUGUCCAAGGUGGCCGGCCUGCAGAAGAAGGUGGACGAGGUCAAGAAUGUCAUGGUGGACAAUAUUGAGCAGGUGCUGGCGCGGGGUGAGCGGAUUGAGAACCUGGUGGACAAAACGGACAACCUGCGCAACCAGGCGGACCGGUUCCACCGCACUGGAGUGGCGCUGCGGCGCAAGAUGUGGUGGCAGCACAAGAAGAUGUGGCUCAUCGUCAUUCUCAUCAUCCUCAUCCUGGCCCUCGUCAUCUUCCUCUCCGUCUGCUUCUCCGGCGGCAACUGCUUCAAGAACUGAGCGCAGCAUGCAAAGCGGUGGCGUGGCGGUGUCUGCUUGAAGAGUAAGCAGCCCAAAGCAGGCAAAGCAUGGCGCGUCGGCGGCGCCUGCUUCAAGAUUUGAGAGCAGAGCGCAAAGCAUGCGAAGCAUGAAGUGGCGGCGCGUGCUUCAGGUACCGAGCAGCGCUGUCAGCGUAAUAAUUUGCCAAUAGGCGAUGCUGCCUUGGUUUCUGUCUGCACUGCGUGCGGCGCCAUCAUUGGAGCCAGCGUUGCUUAAGUUGCUGGGGAGUCCAGUGGCCGCAUAGAGGGAAAUCAGCAAUGCUGACAGCCGGCAGGCAGAUUGUGGGCUGUGAGGAUGUUUGGAGUCCUAGACCCUGAGCAAUUUGGAGGGUUGAAAGGGGAGUGCAGAGGGGCAGAUCUGCUACCAUUUGAGGACGUGCUGUUGGAUAGGACUCUCGGAUGGCGUGCCUGUAUUGACGAACAAAGAAUUUUCUGCAUGUGUGCUUGCCAACAGAGUAGCAUCUGGCGUGAGGGGCACUUGUCAACAUACCCAUGAUAGCCACUGCAGAAGUUUAAACCAGCAUGGGAUGGCCUAGUAUGCAUGAAACAUGACAAGAUCUCUAGGGCAGGGGUAGGAAUUCUAUGUGCAUUGUAUUUCUAUUUUACAAGCCUGUCUGCAGACGCACUUGAUACUUGACAGUGGACCAGUGACGUGAUUGAAUAGUACUAUUACUUCUGUAGCAAGUUCACCUG